This is a messenger RNA of Entelurus aequoreus (snake pipefish), 5021 nucleotides long. RefSeq names its product anoctamin 8b (gene ano8b). Lineage: Eukaryota; Metazoa; Chordata; Actinopteri; Syngnathiformes; Syngnathidae. Bases 219 to 3617 code for a protein of 1132 amino acids. Gene Ontology annotation, biological process: chloride transmembrane transport. Gene Ontology annotation, cellular component: plasma membrane. Gene Ontology annotation, molecular function: chloride channel activity. The record is from RefSeq and is a predicted model, not a curated record. The transcript has 19 exons.
CUCCAUCGAAAGCGCGCAUCUUGCUGCUCCACACUCUCACCGCGAUGAUCCACUGCUGCACCCUCUCAGACAACCUUCACUUCACUUCUACCCUCAUCGAACCCUUAAGUCGACCGCCGCGCCGUUCCCAUGCUCCGCACUCAUCCUGAGAUGCGACACCCCUGCUCGAUAUCCCGGAGAAUAGCCACAUCUCGCGUCGCCCCUCGCGGGUAGAGAGCAUGCCCGACGCGGGGACGCCUGGCGCAGCCGCCGCUGCCGGUGGUGGUGGUGGUGGUGGUGGUGGUGGAGGUGGUGCGGCCGGCGACGGAACUGAGAGCGGCCGCCACCGACAUCGAACACAGCAGCAGGGAGAUGCGGAGAGGCCGGAGUCGUCCGCUUCCCCGCCGCAAAGCGCAUCCGGUGUGCUGGAUAAGUUGUUUGGAAAGAGGCUGCUGCAGGCUGGCAGACACGUCAUGUCACAUAAGUCUUGGAUGAAAACGGUGCCCACGGAGAACUGUGAUGUCCUCAUGACAUUUGCAGAUACUACAGAUGACCACACGUUGCUAUGGCUACUCAACCACAUCCGGCUGGGGAUUCCAGAGCUCAUCAUUCAAAUUCGUCAUCAUAAGCACACGCAUGUCUACGCAUUCUUCGUCACCGCCACCUAUGAGAACUUGUUACGAGGUGCUGAAGAAAUGGGCCUUAUGAAGGCGUUGAAACCCGAGUUUGGAGGAGGAACCCGGAGCUUCUCCUGCGAGGAAGACUACAUCUACGAGAACAUCGAGAGCGAGCUAUGCUUCUUCACAUCGCAGGAGCGGCAGAGCAUCAUUAAAUACUGGCUGGAUAAUCUACGAGCCAAACAUGGGGAGGUGCUUCAUAACAUCAACUUCAUGGAAGGUCAACCAAUCAUUCCGGAGCUGAGUGCACGAGGUGUGAUUCAGCAGGUGUUUCCCCUCCAUGAGCAGCGGGUCCUGAGUCAGCUGAUGAAGUCUUGGGUCCAAGCAGUUUGUGAAAAACAGCCCUUAGAUGAUAUCUGUGACUAUUUUGGGGUAAAGAUAGCCAUGUAUUUUGCCUGGCUGGGGUUUUACACCACCUCCAUGUUGUAUCCUGCUGUGAUCGGCUUCGUGCUGUGGAUGCUCACUGAGGCGGAUCAGACCAGCCGUGACAUCUGCUGCGUGGUCUUUGCGCUCUUCAAUGUGGUGUGGGCCACUUUGUUUCUUGAACGGUGGAAGAGAAGGGGGGCGGAGCUGGCUUACAAAUGGGGAACCCUGGACCCGCCUGCCGAAUCCCUGGAGGAACCACGUCCUCAGUUCCGGGGGGUCAAGCGCUGUAGUCCCGUCACCGGAUGUGAGGAGUUCUACUAUCCACCGUGGCGGAGACGCGUGUUCAGGUGGCUGGUCAGCUUGCCCAUCUGUCUUCUCUGUCUCUGUUUUGUCUUCCUGGUCAUGCUCAUCUGCUUUGAGCUGCAGGAGUUUGUAAUGGGCAUCAAGGAAAUGCCUCGACUGGCUCGCUUCAUCCCUAAAAUCAUGCUAGCUAUCACUGUGACUGCCUGUGACGAGGUGUACAGGAAAAUUGCCUGCUGGCUCAAUGACAUGGAAAACUAUCGACUCCAGAGUGCCUAUGAGAAAAAUCUCAUUAUCAAAAUGGUUCUUUUUCAGUUUGUGAAUUCAUAUCUCAGCCUUUUUUACAUUGGAUUCUACCUCAAAGACAUGGAGCGUCUCAAAGAGAUGCUGGCCACUCUGCUCAUCAUACGUCAGUUCCUUCAAAAUGUGAAGGAGGUGCUGCAGCCUUACGUGUAUGAGCACCACAAGCUGGGCGAGCUCACUUUGCGAGCUAUGUGGGACCUGCUGCUCUCAGUGCUGCUAAAAUACGCCCGGCUGGCAGCUGGAAAAGUCCUGACCUCUCCCACCGACCCGGGCAUGCCAGGACCUGGUCUGAGGGGCACCAGACCUGGGUUGUGGCAGGCAGACAGGAGGGAAAGGAAGUGUCUGAAUGGAGGAUGUGGGGUCCUUGAUGAAGAGGAGUGUGGCGAGAGAGACGAGGCUGACAGUGGGAGGUUCAGUGAAGGAGAGACCGAGGAGGAAGGUCUGAUCGACUGCGGUUUGAAACUGAGGAAAGUCAGCUUCAUAGAGAAGAUGGACAGGAGGGCAGCAUGCAGGGGCCAGCCCAUGAACAACAGUUACACAGAGGAGGGCAGUCCGACCAUGGUGGAAAAAGGACUGGACCCCACCUCUGUGUUUGAAAUAUGUGACGACGACACCGAUAACGGCAUCCAUGAUGUGAAGGAGGCAGGUGGGGGAGCGGCAUGUGCGGCCGAAGGGAUCGGUUACGCCGUCGGUGCCACUCCACCUGCAUCGGGGAGCGAGGGCAGCGGGUCGUUGCGACACCGCAGACGAGGAAGGAGCGCCGAGCGGGCCGAACCCAGAGCCAAGAGGGAAUCGUGGAUCGACCCUCCGGCGGUGAAGGAGCGCGCCGCGCUCGCUCAGGCGGAGAUGGAAAGCUGCAUGCAGACCUAUGAGGGAACCUUCCAGGACUACCAGGAAAUGUUUGUCCAGUUUGGCUACGUGGUGCUUUUCUCCUCGGCCUUUCCUCUGGCUGCCAUGUGCGCACUCAUCAACAACAUCAUUGAGAUACGCAGCGACGCCUUCAAGCUCUGCACGGGUCUGCAGAGGCCCUUCGGUCUCAGAGUGGAGAGUAUUGGCCAGUGGCAGACUGCAAUGGAAGCCAUGGGUCUGAUUGCCAUCAUUGUGAACUGUUACCUGAUUGGCCAGUGCGGUCAGCUACAGCGCCUCUUCCCCUGGCUAAGCCCUGAGAUGGCCAUCAUCUCCAUUGUGAUCCUUGAGCACUUUGCCGUCCUCUUGAAGUACGUCAUCCAUGUGGCCAUUCCCGACAUACCCACGUGGGUCAGAGAGGAGAUGGCCAAACUGGACUAUCAGCGCAGGGAAGCCUUUAAGAAGCACGAGCGGCAGGCCCAGCAGCACUACCAGCAGCUGCAGAGGAAGAAGAGGGAGGAAGAGGAGCGGCAGAGGCAAGCGGAGCACAUGGCCCGCAGGGAGAGGGACAGGGAUGACGGUAAGGGCGACUCCUCCGGGGAUCACCAUCACGACAAAAGUCACGGCAGCAAAUCGCGUCCUGCCGGUGCGGGCGGAGGCUCGGACAAGCCCAAGAGGCCCAGCUCUCUGUUAGCCAACAACAACGUGAUGAAGCUGAAGCAGAUCAUACCGCUGCAGAGCAAGUUCUCAUCAGGUGGCGGCGCCCGCUCCCCUCAGUCCCCAACUGGCGGCGAAGCAAAGCUGCCCGGCUUCCUCAGCUUUAAAUUCCUCAAAUCACCCGACAAUAAGAAGGAGUGUGCGGCGGCCAUCACCGCCAACAAUGCUGCAACGACGGCAUCAUCUUCAUCAUCAGGUAGCAGCUCCCAGGAGCGUUCUCAGUCACCCAGCAAGGCCUUCAACCCUGGCAAACUGUUUAAUUUCGGCAAAUGUGAAGCGGGGACGCCGCCGCUCAGAUGCGGGGAGGCACCAUCUUCACAGACCUCAGCUUCCAGGUCCGACUUGAACGGCAUUCCCGACGAGAUCCCCUCACCCGGAGGGGAGGGCUCUGAGAGCGGACACGCAACCGAACUGGACCCGAAAGUUUAGUAGCUUAGAAGUAGGACCGACAAACAAAAUAGGCUUUACAAGAACAACACAAUCAUGUCUGCAAUACACAAAGAAAUGCAUGAGCUGCGUUUCCAAUAUUUUCAAGCCUUCAAAGCAAAAAGCUGUGAUUUUUAAUUUCUUCUACUAUGGGCGAAUUGAGAACAUCAGAAGGGGCUCCCAAAAGUCUGAUGAAAAAUGUGAUUGUACUUAAAAAAAAAAAAAAAAAAAAAGGACCACUGAGAGUGUUUUAAUCAUCCCAAGUCAAUAUUAGAAGUGUCUUGUUUUUAACUGUGACAUUUAGGGCCCCUCUUUGAAUAGCAAUAUUUAAUAAGUCCUUUCACCUCCUUGAAGAAUCGCCAGCUUUAUUUUCAAAGCAAAAGGCGACAUCAAACCUUUCUUUCCAUCUGUGGCAUUAUGAGAUUGAUGUGAAAAGAAUGUUCUAGAUUAGUAAAUCCUGCUGUCACAUGGUAACAAAAACAAGAAGAAAAUGACUGCAUGCUCAAUGCAGCCCCCUUCAGGCCCUCCAGGAUGUUGCGACGUCAACUCACGCAGAUUAUAUUAUUAUCUUUGAUUGAUUGAGACUUGUAUUAGUAGAUUGCACAGUACAGUACAUAUUCCGUACGAUUGACCACUAAAUGGUAACACCCCAAUAAGUUUUUCAACGUGUUUAAGUCGGGGUCCACAUUAAUCAAUUCAUGGUCAUUCAUGUCCUAUUCAUUUGUGGGCGGCGCUCAAACACGCACGUCAACUGUCUAAUCCAGGGGUGUCCAAAGCGCGGCUAGGGGGCCAUUUGCAGCCCGCAGCUCAAGCUUUGUUGGCCCGCAACAUGUAAAAAAACAACAACAAUAAAAAUCUAUAAAAAAAAGAGCAAAAAGAUGUAAUAUAAUGAGAAAAAAGCUGAGACAACAUUUAGAAAGUGCUGCUCAAGUGGCCUUGUGGUUAGAGCAGGGGUGUCCAAAGUGCGGCCCGGGGGCCAUUUGCGGCCCGCAGCUAAUUGUUUACCGGCCCGCCACACAUUCUGGAAAUGCUAUUGCAAAAAUAAAAAAGAACAUUAAAAAAAGUGGAAUGAGGUGAAAUCUAAUGAGAAAAAGUUGCAAUGUUGACACAAAAGCUGCCAUGCAGGCUGUUUUUCUCUUUUGUCUUUUUUUUCUUUUUCUUUUUUUGCCAUUGCUCAAAAAAAAAAAAAGACAAAAAAUCCAUCAUCCAUCCAUCCAUCCAUCUUCUUCCGCUUAUCCGAGGUCAGGUCGCGGGGGCAGCAGCUUAAGCAGGGAAGCCCAGACUUCCCUCUCCCCAGCCACUUCGUCCAGCUCCUCCCAGGGGAUCCCGAGGCGUUCCCAGGCCAGCCGGGAGACAUAGUCUUCCCAACGUGUCCUGGGUCUUCCCCGUGGCCUCCUACCAGUCGGA